AUGAUAUGCUUGGUCGGAGCUGUUCCAUCAAAGUUCGGUACUACUCACAUUGCCGCUUCGACGCUUAAUCCAACCUUGCGUGCUUCCAACUUAAAAUCUGAGGCUACAGAAUUUUGCUGGUCUUCCAAUUUUUAUUAUUUGGAUGCUCCGGAUGUUCUGUGUUUUGUCGAUAUUCUGAAUCCGUGUUUUUUGGAUGCUCUGAAUUUUCUAUAUUUGUCAUUCAAUAUUUUAGGAAAUACUUGGUUGACCCUAAAAGUUCAUCAGUUUGUUCUAUUGUAUUUCUUUCUCUCCAUGGUUCUUGAUCGUGAUUCUGUGGACAUUCAUUCUGCUAUUGAUUCUGAAGAUACUUCAGAAAACAAUAAAACAAUUUGUUUGGAAAUUUUGGACUCACUUAAAACUUGUUUUUACCAAAAAUCAGAAAUCAAACAAUCACUUUAUAGAGGAUUGAUUAGAGUGACUUCACACAACAGUGAAUUGUGUGUUUGCGUCAAUAGUUUGUUAUUGGACCACAURAGUUUAUGGUGUAAUAGACUUGUAGUUGCAGAAAACAAAAAAUCAUUAAAAUUUGACAAGUCAAUAGUCAUAGGAAAAGAUAAUAAGCCUGUAAUACAUGAACCGUUAGAUGAGUUGAUUUUACUAGCUCAACAUGUACUGGUUACAAAUAUGAAGCUUAAUGAUAACAUAGAGUAUGCAAAAAUUGAGGAAUUAAAACAAUUACUCUGUCAACUAGUGAAUUUCUAUAGUGAAUGUAAUACAGAUGAAAUAAAAGUGAAUGAAAACGAUUGUUUACUAGAUAUAAUGUGUGAUAUAAAAGAACAUAUGGAUGUUACCAAACAAGUYUUGUGUGUUUACCAAGCAUUUAUGGUUUAUAUUGUAAAUUCAUGGUGUAGUUCUGACCAAGAUAAAGAAUGCUGUGAAAAACUACAGAAAUUAUUUUCUAAAUACAAUAAUAUUUUAGAAGCCAUUAUGGCAUCAGAUAAAACUAAUAAGAAGAAGGAUAAAGGAAAUAAAAAAAAUAAAACUGAAACAACUGGAACAACAACAAAAUUURUUGAACCUGCUAUUCACUUAGAAUUUAAUUUACUGUACAAGUUUCUUUCUUUACUUACUAAAAAUGUCAAUUGGGCAUCUGAAAUAAAUGUURUAUCAUUAAAACAAAAUGCAAGAUUAUGGGAAUUUGUGUUAAAACUGGUACAAACACAUUUGUUGGAAGUGAAAAAUUUGCUUUCGCGUGACAUAAAACCUCGUAAUUUGUACGAAAAUAUAUGUAAAUUGACAAAAUUGCUUUACGACUAUUUUCUAUUUGAUGUUCGUGAAAAAAUUAAAUUCAGUCAAACGGUUCUUGAAUUGGGAUUGGAUUGUUAUUUACAAUCAAUUAAACUCGUCAAUUCUUAUUAUAAGAAUUUGAGUAAAUUUUUCUCUGACUCCAACAAAGACGAUUCAAAUGACGGAUCAGAAGAAAUAUUCAGUGUGCUGCGUAAUAUGAGAUUAUAUUUGGAUGAAAUAUCCCAUAAAUCCAACCAGUCACAAAUGCGGCCAUUGAAAUUAAUAACAACUUGGAACAGAGCAAUGAUAUGUCCUGUCUUGUGUCAAAGCCUGUGUAAUGAGUUAAACUAUGUCAUGCAAUGCUUAUCWCGAAUCAAGGCUGAGYUGAAUGCAUCACAAAGAAAAAUUAAGAUUAUUUGUCAAGACCGACUGAAAUCACGAGAAAAAGCCAUCUGUCAUCGUAUUGUUUUAGUGGUGUUGUCUGUAACUUCAUUUACGAGAUCAGUUAUCCCAUUAGGCCAAUGUACAGAGUCUGUUUUCAAUUUAUUGUAUCAAGUCUAUAAGACCAUAAAUGUGGUUACCAAACAUUUUCUGUCACGUUCCACCRUACAYGAACCGGUUUACAAGCAAGCUUUAUUGGGAAAAUUGUCCGAAAUUGUCAAUGAUCAACUGUCGCCAAAUGUUUCUAAGUUUAUCAUGUUCAUAGAAUAUGAUAGACCAUUGACAGAUAAGGAGAAAAAGUCUGUUCAAUUAAAAAAUCAAACUCGUCGUCAAGCAUCUUAUAUUCCCAGAGUGGUCACUGAAUUGGAACUAUUUGUGAACCUAAUUACUAAAUUGGGGAAAAAAUGCAAGGAUCAGAGCUUGUUAAAUAAUCUCAAACUAACUGCUACCCGUGACUUCAGGCUCAAUGUACAAAAAGUUCAGGAUAUGCUUAGCAAACAAAAUAAUUCAGAUGAAAGCGAUGAAGAAAUCAUUUGUAACAAAAGACCUAAUGAAGUUGAAGAGCAACCACCUAAGAAGAAAAGAAGGUCUGGUUCAAAUACAUCUGUGGCAAUUGGUGGAGAAACAUCAACUAACUAAUUUAUUAUUUUUAAAUUGAUAUUUUCUUAUUAAAACAGAACUAUAUUUUUUACUUCUCCAGAAUAUA
Diuraphis noxia (Russian wheat aphid) is the source of this 2413-nucleotide messenger RNA. RefSeq names its product Fanconi anemia complementation group I (gene FANCI). Lineage: Eukaryota; Metazoa; Arthropoda; Insecta; Hemiptera; Aphididae. Gene Ontology annotation, molecular function: DNA polymerase binding. The record is from RefSeq and is a predicted model, not a curated record. Gene Ontology annotation, biological process: DNA repair.